UCAAACUCUGAUCUUCCCCCUUGAUGAGACAGACAUGCUCCAGCAUCCAGCAUGGAUUAUCCCUCCAAGCCAAAUGCCAGGAGGGGUGUGCAGGGCUGGAUGAGGUCUUAAGGCUGCUGAUGGUUUUCCAAGUGUAAGAACAGGUUGCAGCUGUGUUGUGUGACCACAGUGUGGCUCCUUGGCCCAGUGUGACAGCACUGUUGUGCUGCCCGUAUUCCUGAGCGGAUCCACAAGUGUGUGCCGCCCUGUUUGGAGCCAGUACCAGAACAUGCUCUGUGUACUGGAAAUCAGUAUUAAAAAUGUGAGCAGUGCUGCUCUUCUUUCCCCUUCAAACUGCUUGUCAGACCUGCCAGGAGUGAGGUCAGGGCUUCUUGAGGGCUGUCACCCUGCUCAGGGUUCUUUGACUGCGCUCUGUUUGGGUAGAGCCAGUGGAACCAGUGAGUAGAGGGUUGUGCUGCUGUCCCCGAUUCUCAGGACACAGCUCCAGUUAUCCCCUGGCCUUGGUUCAAACCUUACCCUGCCUGUAAGCCAAAAGCAGUUGGUUAAACUGGAGCCAGGAGAUGUUCCUGUCUCAGUGGUACCCCACAUCCAUUGGGCCUCAAAGCUCAGGGGAGAUGGGUUUGGGCUGGUGGACACCAGGACAUGGCAUGUGCCCAACCUGACCAAGCUUGGGCCAAGGUUGCCAUCACCUCAACAUGGAGCCUGGUGCCUUGUUUUCCCCUCUGCCCUGAUCCCCAGCCCUUGCUGGUGCUGUACCACUGUGCUGACAUGGCCCUGGGCCUUUUGAAGGGCCUUGGAGCUUUUCCUGGCAGCCCCAAGUGCUGUGAGGAAGCCUGAGCAGUCCCUAGGUGCAGCUCUGCCACUUGUGGGAGUCCAGGCCUGGGAUCCCUCCCACAACUGUUGGCUUCUUCCCUCAGUGCAUCUUGUUCCCAUCCUGGGGUCUCCCUCUUUGAAAGCAAUCCUCCCAGCUUGGAAAAGAAAAGCAGACAUGCACACACACCAGAUACAUGUGCUUUUGUUUUAAUGCCUGAAAAUUGCUAUUACGUAUCUUUUAAACAAGCAAGGCAUCUGUUUUUCUACUUGCCCACCCUCCUUUCCUGGAAGUUCUCUGCAAGCACCUGUGAAGGAGGGAGGUGUCAGUGCUCUGGCUGCAGGAAGGUCAAAGCUGAGAGGUUGUAAGAAAGGUUAUUUUCCGAAGUACUUUUCUGCUGGCUCAAGAUGCUGGAGUGUUGGUGCUGGCACCAGCAGCCCGCCACUCUUGCCAUGUUUAAUAGAGUAAAGCCAUGUUUUUGCUACUUGGAAGAAACCCACCUCAUGUUUAGGUUUUUCGUUGGUCUCAGGUUUAGGAGAGUUUUGGACUGGAGCGCACAGCAUGGCAGCAGCACCAUGUCCCCAGCCAUAGCCCAGCCCUGUGCAGGGACAACCGGCUGCAGUGACAGGCUGCAAAAGAUGAAACGUCCCCAAGAAUACUUUGGGUGUUAGUGGGCAAGGCAGCAGCGCUGCCCAUGCCCUGAGCCCAUCCCCUGGCUAAGCCCAGCCCAAGUCCCAGGCGCAGGGAGCCGUGAGCGCCUACUUCCGGGACGGGGCGUCUCUAGGCAACGGGAGACGCUCCACUGGCUCCGCCCCCUAGCAGGACACAGCGGCCUCAGCCAAUGGACGGCAAGGGAGCCGGUGGGGAACCAAUGAAGGGAGAGGGCGGGCCGAGCGCAGAGCACUGCUUGGGAUCCCCGGGCGGCACCGGCCCCGCCGCCCGUUCCCGCUCAGGCCGGGGUUCCGCUGCGCGCCGCGGGGAGCAGGGAGAAGUGAAGGGCCGCCGGCUGGCCAGCCCUCCAAGAUAAUCUCCUGGUGAAAAGCCCUUUCCCCUCACACAAGGCGCAGUGUUUUCCAGCACAGCGUGAUGGCCUCACAUGACCUCAUGAAGAUGCUGGACACUGCUAUUGAGAUACCCCAUGAUGGGGUUCUUAACUUACGGGCACUGCACAAGCUGCUCAAGGCCAUGAUCGGGCAGCUGGGCCAGCACCAACUGCCUGUCUUGGAGCCAGGGCAAAGCCCGACUUCCUGCCUGGGGAAGGACCAGGACACCAAGGAACAGCCUGGCCAGGAGGAGGAAGAAGAUGGAGCCCUGAGCACGGGACAGCAGCCCCAAGAGCCAGAGGAGCAGCUGCCCAGGAAGGACACGCUGGAGAGGACCAGGAGCAAUGCUGAGGUCACCUCCAUGGUCAAGGAUCUUACGGCAAAAGCAACAGAAGAGGAACAAGAAAUCUGCAAGACUAGGGCUCCCCUCCAGGAUGCUGCAGGACAGCUGUCAGGCCUCCAGGACCAGCUGGCGCGGGACAGCAAUGCGGAUGACAGUGGGGGCCAGUCUGCCUCUGCUGAGCCCCCUGAAUUGGAUGUAAACGCCCAGCAUGGGGAGAACUCAGCACGGGGUCCAAAUGGACCUGGAAUACAACAUGGGACAAAGACCAGCCAGGGGACUCCAGGGUCACACAGAACACUGGUGACCCCUGAGAAGUUGGGUGAUGUUCCCUCAGAUCAAAUGAGGACUUCUGAUGCUAGCACCACCACCACAGGAACACAGCCAGAAUCCCUUAGCACCCAGGUCACUACCACAGGGGUGGAGCCUGGGUCCCCCAGCACCCAGGCCACUGCCCUGGGCAUGCAGACGAGGUCCCCUGGCACCAAGACCACCACUCUGCACCCAGAGCCUGGGGCCACCGGCACCCAAAGCACCACCCCAGGGAUGCAGCCUGGAUCACCUGGCACUCAUGCCACCACCCCAGGGAUGCAGCCUGGGUCACCUGGCACUCAUGUCAUCACUCUUGAGAUGGAGCCAGGGUCACCUGGCACUCGUGCCACCACCCCAGGGAUGCAGCCAGGGUCACCUGGCACCCAAAGCACCACCCCAGGGAUGCAGCCUGGAUCACCUGGCACUCAUGCCACCACCCCAGGGAUGCAGCCUGGGUCACCUGGCACUCAUGUCAUCACUCUUGAGAUGGAGCCAGGGCCACCUGGCACUCGUGCCACCACCCCAGGGAUGCAGCCAGGGUCACCUGGCACCCAAAGCACCACCCCAGGGAUGCAGCCAGGGUCACCUGGCACUCGUGCCACCACCCCAGGAAUGCAGCCAGGGUCACCUGGCACUCAUGCCACCACCCCAGGGGUGCAGCCUGGGUCACCUGGCACUCAUGCCACCACCCCAGGGAUGCAGCCAGGGUCACCUGGCACUCAUGCCACCACCCCAGGGAUGCAGCCUGGGUCACCUGGCACUCAUGCCACCACCCCAGGGAUGCAGUCAGCAUCACCUGGCACUCAUGCCACCACCCCAGGGAUGCAGCCUGGGUCACCUAGCACUUGUGCCACCACGCCAGGGACACAGCUGGCAUCUCAAGGGACACGUCUGAAUGCCACAAACUCCAGGCAUGGAGACAAGGCUUUGCCCAGCACUGUACCUGCUCAGGCAGGCCACCCAGCAGCUCAGACCAUACAGACAACAGCCCAGGGGUUUGAGAUCCCCCCCAACACUGCUCCCAGGGCCACGUCGCCUUGGAAAGAGCCAGUCAUGCUCUGGGAAUCAUCGGGCUCCAGCGGCACUGCUGUGGAGGUCGAACAAGCUUUCCACCAGAUUGGACAACUUGGCCACCUCUGUGCUGCCCUGAAGGAGCAGGUGGCCCAGCUGGAAGCCACCAAGUCUGACCGUACUGAGCUUGAGAACCUGCAUCAGCUCUUCCUGGAAAGAGGCCAGGAGAGCACCACCAGCAUCCUGGCCAACCUGCAGGGCCUGGCCAAGGAGCUCCAAGAGAAGGCGGAGAAGAUCAGGCAGCUGGAGAGCGCCCUUGGAAACCUGAGGUUUGAUGGAGCUGGCAGAAAAGCAGAUGACAGUGGCCAAAUCGCCCUCCUGCUGGGGUCCCCGCAGCACGAGAUGAAGCAGGAGCUGCAGGCAGAGCAGCAAGAGACGACAAAGGCAACGCUGGAGCAGUUGGUGACCAAGACGUCCGAGCAGCUGCAGGCAGAGCAGCUGCAUGAGCCGAGGGUGCCCACACAGAGUGGGGGGCAGGAGCAGGCAGGGUGCCCCAUUUGCAACUCAGACACCAAAGUGCAGGUGGCAAAGCUCCUCCAGCGCUAUGAGAAGCUCCAGGAGCUGGUGGAGUCCUCCAUGUCCCAACAGAUGGUGGGCAAGAUGCAGGACGAGCUGCUGAAGUGCAUCCAGGCCACCAUCAUGCAGGUACAAGGGGACUACAAGCAGCUCAGCUCUGCCCUCAGGAACCUCCUGGAUGAUCAUCACCAGGAACAGAAAGCCAUCGAGGCUCUGUCCCAGGCCCUGGAGAGGCUGAAGCAGCAGAAAGCAGACAAGGAGGAGCUGCUGCUGUUGGGAAUCGAUGAGAAAGCAGACAAAGCCGCCCUGGCCGACAAAGUCAGUUGCAGCCAGUUUGAGGCGUGCGUGGAGCGGUUGAACGCGAUGAUGGAGGAGGUGACGAGCCGGGUGACGGGCCAGGAGAAGGGCUGGCACCAAUUCCAGCGACAGCUCCAGACACAGAUGGACUCCAAGCUGGACCGCCGGGAGCUGGGGCCGUUCCGGCAGCACCUGGAGGAGCGGUGGAAGAGCCUCAGGGGGCAGCUCCAGGAGAAGGUGCUGCAGCCAGAGCGUGACGAUGCUGCUGGGAUUAGGAAGCAGCUGCUGGCUGAUUUUCACUGCCUGUCCUGUGACCGGCCCCUCAACAUGCUGGCGCCUGGACCGGAACAGACGGGCGAGUGCAGAUACCCCACUGUUCCACGGAGCUGUGGGGGCCCACACACCCUCACCCCCCCGCGCUUUCAGCCUCACCUGCCCAGCGCCCCAAGGCGGCUCCCACCCAUUGCCCGGUGCCUGAACAAGAAGGACGUGAUGCUGUUGUGCCAGAACAGCAUCAGUGCGGGCCAGCAGGACGGGCAGCUGCCUGUGCUGGGGGACCAGGCAGGUAUGGCUGGGUCAUGCCUGUGGAGGCCAUCCUGGUGGCAUGAAGGGGACAGCAGCAGGGUGGCCGUGGGGUGCCAGGUUUUCUCCCCCCCAAUGACUCCCCUGGCUUGCUCUGGUCUCUCCUUGCCAGGCUUCCAGAGGGACAACCCUGAGCUGUCCCUAAGGCAAAGGGACAGCCCAGACACUGAGUCCUCACUGAGCCAGUCAGGCACCCCCUGCUCACUGGAGCACCAACGAGCCUUGUCCCAAGGAUCAGCCUCAGACCUCGGUCACCUCUCCCCAGCACCGGGGCUGCUCCCGCCCCCCCAGCCCCACCAAAAUGGAUCAGCACCCUGACAGCCCGGCAGGAUGGGGGUCCUGGGCACUGAGCAAGCAGCAAUAAAGGGGCAGCCAAGCGCUGGUAUCUGAGUGGGGGGGUUGUGGGGCAAGAAAACUAAAAAGCCUCCCAGCUCCCCUGGGAAGGUCCACAAGCAGCAGGCACGGGGACGGGGGCUGGGGCAUCACCUUGUUAAAUCCCCCCAGGCCCUGGGGGUGUUUAAGGGAGGGAGAGUGGGGGGUGUGGAACACACUCAGGACACUUACCAAUAGGAGCACGGUGGUGGAAACAUCCCAAGGGGAGCAAAAUUCUCCAAAACUGCUUGAAGGAGACUGGAGAAGAAAGGGAACCUGUAAAGAGAUUAUUGCCCAUAACUCAGCUGCUCAGUGCAAAAUCAAAGGUGUAAUAACACCCCAAGCCCACUGGAGAGCUCCCGGAGAACGUGGAUGGAGCUGCCGCUUGUCUCAAUUGACACUUUGCCUGCUUGAGUAUAACGAAUAUAAAUAGUCCAUCGGUCCCGCUCAGCUGCCUUGUACCACAGCACUGCUUAAUACUAAACACAGCAAUAGCUUUAACUCAGCACCUGAGCCUUUGGAAGGAGUCUCCUCAGUCAAGAUCCUUCCACCACCUCUCUUUUGGCAUGAGAACGAAGUUACUAUUGAAAAAAGUCACAUGUUUAAAAGUUGUUUUAAGCAGCCCAGGGGGAGGGAAACGAACAGCUUUUUCCUUGCCCAACUGAUUCCCCAAAUUGAACAAGCUCCCCAAGCCACCUAUAAGGUGCCUACAAGGGAGGUGAGCGUGCACUGAGUCCAGUUAACACUGGGGCUGUGUGGCUCAUUUACUCCAGGAAGGUUGGGCAGCAUCACUCCCGGUACCUCCUGCACGAGCAGCAGAAGCAGACACAGUAAUUCAGGGGUCAGAAAAGCCACAGCACACCCAUUUUAGGACCUAAACCCAGAGAUGCUGGAGCACUUACAGGGGAAAAUAUUAUUGCUGCUACUACUAAUAAUGGCAUCGUUACUGAAUCUAUACAAAGCAACUACUGUUUGAGCUGAAAAAUAAUUAACUGGAUAAAUCAUUUACAGGGUGCCUGCAUAAUAAAAGGGGAAAUGCCUGUUUAAAACCCUGUCAACUGUGAUGCUCUUUCAACCCAGCUGCAGCAGUUCUGAUAACACUUAAUUUUGGGAACAUCCAUUCAACCCAGGUGAGAUGAGUCAUUACACAUGACACCAAGUGCCACUUCACAUACGAGCACUGGUGGAUGUUCCUGCUCUGCUGAGACAACAAACCCUUGCUGAGCUGGAGCAGUGAAGAUUUCUUCUUACCAUCUCCCAGGGGAGAACAGUGACAGGGGGGCUGUGAAAAUGAGGUUUUUCCUUUCCACCCUGCGUGUCCCCCACUAACCCAGGAGCUCAUCCUUAAACAGGAUUUUAAUAUAGCCAAAUGUAAUGCAAAUGCACUCAAGUGCAGCGGCUAAAUCAUGUGUAAGACCUUACACCUGUAGCACUUUGCCUUUAUUCCUCAUCUGAGUGACAAGGAUGGUGCAAAAAUCUGGAGGCUUCUCCCAUCCUUGGUGGGAUCUGCCCAGACCAGGGCAAAUCCUCAACCUGUGGGGACUGCCUGGGCUCUGCAACCCCUGGGUCCUGCGAGCAGCCUUCAGUCAGGUGCACAGUAUUUAAUUGGUUUUGUGGGAUUUUCUGCACUACUAAUCACCAUGAAAUAAUUACGAAGCCUGUGCAGCGUGUUGAGUGCUGUCAGAGAUGUUGAACUCCUGACAGCUCCUGCAAUAGCAAUGGUGAUCCUCCUGCUUUGUGUGUGCGGCACCCAGAGGAGAUGGCUGCGGGCGGGCGAGCACCCACAGAGCAUGCUGAGGAGAAAGGUGAAAUAUUCACACACCCUAUGAAAAACAUCCAAAAUCCAUGAAAAUACAUGUUUUUUAAAAGCCACGAUUUUUGGAAAGGACAGAAGUUCUUUUUCUUCCAGGCAUAGGUUGUCUCACUAAAAAGAAUAGGAAAAUGGAAUUUUGCUUCACAAUCUGAGUUAACUAACUACUCACUAAGUGGCCCAUGUUUUCCAAGAUGCAGCUUCAUGAAUAUUCUUCAUGUCUCUCAGGAACCAGCUGUCUAAUGAAGCUGAGCCAUGCUUUCACCCCGUGCCUGCACUGGGGUGAGACAACUUCAUUUAAAAAAAAAAAGAAAUGUUAGCAAUUCAUUCUGGGAUUCUGUUCAGUAAGUUUUCCAAAGGAGCAGCUUUUUCUCAAGCAGCACGCCAAACAGAUGGCAGCGCAUGCACAGAGAUGCCCCUUCCCCAAUGUCCUCAAAUGAGACACCAUCGUACCCACGCCACCUUCCAGGAGUUCAGCAUUAUGUCUGCCUGGUUUGAUCCCUUCCCAGGAGCCUUUCCCAACCCCUUCACUCUCCCAAAACGUGCUGCUCAAGAAGGCUCAGUCAGAGCAAAUCCUACAUGGCUUCAAAUGAAGGAUCGGCUCUCACUUCAUCUCCCUGCAGGGUCAACUUAGCAGGAUCCAGACCACAGCCAGGGCCCCUGCACCACACUGUAAUACACACAUGGCCAAGCCAUGAACCACAACAAGGGUUAUAUGUAUUACUCCAGCCAAGCAAAAUUACCUUUUAAUUCCAAAGCAGAGGCUCAGUUGAGGAACUACACCCAUUUCAGGCCCAGCUGGCCAUACCGAAGCCCUAACUAUGCCAUGCAUCACAGCAUCUCCCUGAACUGUGCUUCUUCGGACACAGAACAGUGCUAAGAGUGGUGGUGUUCACCUGCUGGAUCAGCUUUAAUAAGCAGGAUUGUGGUGACCAGCAUGAAGAGGGGCUGAGGGCUGUGAUCUCUGCUGGGUACUGGAAAACAGCUUCACCUGCUUAAAAGCUUUCUGCAACAUGAUCCCGAAAACCACAAUACUUCUCCCAUGGCUCUCUGCUGCACAACCCAAUUUCCACAAAGCUCCAGCUAACCGGGCUGCAAACAAGCUGUUCAGAAUUCCAGCUACAUCCUUUUUUGUUUGUUUAGCUUUCAUUUUUAUCCCAGUGUCAAUACAGCCAAACCUCGGCGGCACAGAUUUGUCAGGCACCUCGCAGCACCACUGAUGUCCAGCACCUUGUCCAGCAUCAGUCUAAGGAGCUGACAGCAUCACAGAGCACACAGGCAGCUCAAGCUGCUCUCGCUCCACUCUGCUCAUUGUACAGCGAGUAUGAGAAAGUCAAGGGGGGAACCAGAUCAUUUUAUCACUCCACUGGCUGCAGCUGAGGUUCCCAGUAAUGCAAUCGCUCCUUUGGCAGCUCAGGAGGAAUAUUUCGGAUUUCAAAGCAUAUUUUCAAAUUAAGGGGCUUCAGGGAGGAGCUUCCACCUCUGCUGAACAUCACCGCACCCCAAGGGCUCUGCUCUCCAGCCAGGGCAAUGGGGACAUCCAGCCUCAUCUCCAUCCCUGACAUCCUCCUCCCUGCAAAGGACAGGUCAGAGAAGCUUUCCAGCUUUUUUGGGGGCCGAAUUUGCCUUGUGCUUCUUACUCCCCUUGUCCCCAUCCACUGACCUGUGGAGAUGCCAGUAGGACAGACCAGAUGAAUGACAGACUGUGACUUUGACCAUACAGAAAACCCCAGAACGACUUCCAGCACCAUGAUCCUACAACACCGAGCACUUGCGUAGUAUGACAGUUUUAAUGGUUUACAUUUGAACUGCAAGACUUCAGGCUCGGUAUAGCAUCCCUCUCAGGAGAAAUACACCCACGAACCCACACUUGACAAGGAGCACCCCAACCCUUGUGAAACUGCAGCCUGGGACAUUCUGGGUCUCGCUCCACAUCACCCCAGUGCUCCAACACCCUGGGUCUCCCUCCAGCUCUGCAGCACAUGCUUCAUCCAAGGUUUCUUCCCCAUGCACAAGUCCACCACAGGCAGCAAGUCAACAGCACAGCCAAAAAUGCCACCAAAACAACAUGCAGCCCCAGGUUUUGGUCACUGAUCACGAUGGUGAAGCCUCUCCCACCAAGCAAUAGCACUGCUCACAUUUAACCACCACAGAAAACUGAUACGAAGAAUGUCCUGGCUUGCCCCAAAGCUAUUAUAUCCAAAAGAAACAAGACUCUGCUUGCUUUCCAGGGAAAACAGGAGGUGAAAUUAGAAGCGGCCAUUAGAGGGAACAUGAGUUGUACUGUUCUAAGCAGCUUUGCAUUUACUCUGCACCUCCCCAGCCUGAGCAGUCACGCUUUGAACGGGCUAAUUCCCUUUUUGGUGGUUAAAUUAUCGCUGGGGAUAGAAGAGUUUUUGUUUGUGCAUUUGUUUUGUGCUCCUGUUGUGCUUUCUAAAGGUUUUCCCCAUGGUUUUAAAAGUGAACACUUCCCGAGCUGGGCUGAAUGGGAUUCUGUAUUUGCUGCCUCGGUUUUUAAAACUUGAGCCAUUUUCCUUGCUUCCCCUGUUCCCCUCAAAGACUGACAUUCUGGCACUUACAGGCAGAAAAUCCAGAGUCUGAGAGCAGGGAUGUAACACAAAACUAACGCUGGUCUCAAUACAUCAGCUGUCUGGCUCAGCCAGGGAAGAUGCCACUCAUUGCUGCGGUAGCACUGCUGGUGGUUGGGACCACAGAGCCUUUCCAGCAAAGUUCGUGGUGAGCAUCUCCAGCUCGUGGUGAGCAUCUCCAGCUCGUGGUGACCAUGUCCAGCUCGUGGUGACCAUCUCCAGCUCGUGGUGACCAUCUCCAGCUCACAACAGAGCUGGGCUUGAUUAAGAGGGCCCCGGUGCGGGGAUUCAGAGAGGUUUCUUGACCCUGGCAGUCUCCCCCAGCAUUUACUGCAGCCUCUGCUUCCUCUCAUCAGCAAAAUACGAGAUAAUGUGUCUGCUGACAACUGUAACUCCUGAUCUCAUUAUGAGGAUAGCGUGUGCCAAGGAGUUAUUAUAUCAGAUCCCUAAAGACUACGCUCAGGACCAUAGUACACUACUUGGCUUCUACUGCAGCAGUACAAGUUCAAUGCACUAAAACCAGUUCUGCAUCAUCUGUCAGCUCAGCACAAAGUCCAUCACCCUCAAGAGCCUUCUCCUCCCUCCUCUCCUCUCCCUGGGGACGUGUCCUGCCCGUGGGGCAGCUCAAGGGAACUUCUCACCCAGCCCAAACGUCACUGGGUGCACAGAGGAUGCCACAAAGUGAAUUUAAAUAUAUCUAUAUAUCUAUAUAUCUAUCUAUAUAUAUAUCUAUAUAUCUUUGGCCCUAGGUCACUAAAGGAGGUUGUGGCAGAAUCAGAUUUUAAAUUCUCAUCUGUUAACAAUGAAAUUUAAGCUUUGUUAUAGAAGCCCAGAGACCUUUCAGAGAAGAAUGCCACAGAAGCAGAGAUCAUCAGUGGUAUUUAGUUUUACUUUACUAACGUAAAUGUAUCCUACUAUAUGAGUACUCCUGAUGUUGAACUUCCUUUACUGAGGGUUUUGGGGAAAACUAAGCCUCAGGCUGGUUGUGCCAAAAUACCACAAUUCCUUUGUUGAAACUUCUGCAACUUCAGAUAUUUUUGAGCAUAACACUAUUAUCAAAAUAUGCAGUCUGACCUCGAAGGAGUGCAAGGGAAUAUUCCUGAUUUACAGAGGUAAGUUAGAGGGGAGAAAAGACAGAAAUAGAUGACAAAGGACAGACUGUUCCACAGCAGAUGAAGUGCUGCCACCUUCCCUGUUUUGAGAGGCCUUUGACAACCACCUAGGCAAAUAAAGAAAUAAAUAUGCUAUGUUACCAUUCUUGAACAAUGCCUACCUAAGCACGGGUGGGCACGGGGCUACAAGCAUAUGGAAUAAGAAAAGACCUUGUCAACAAAUCUGUCCCUAUUCCAUGUGCCAGGAAGAAAACUCAUCCCAUGGGACACUAGAAUUUGGCAGAUUGACUCUGCCACCCCCUAAGCCUCCCUAAACUGGCGAACACUAAUGUCUUCCAGGCAGCAUUUGCAAGCAAAGAAGUUUUACGGUAACUGUCAGCGCAGCAAACCACAGGCCCUGUACAGAGGCACCAACCGUGACUGCUCCAAGCCGGGCAGGACUGAGAAAUCCACACUGCUGAUUCCCAAACACGGCGCUUCAAAGUCACGGUGAAUUCCUGAUGAGUUGCCCGAGAAGGAGCCGUCAUGUCUGCAAAGAGCUGCUGUGCUGGGGCAGCAUGAACGCCCGUGAAAGAACACACUGUUCUGCUGCACCACGGCAGGACGGGGCCAACACCACGAGCAGGGACCUGCCGAGACCCAUCAGGGAGACCAGGGCGAUGCUGUCCCAAGAGCCAAAGCCAGCAGUGACAUUUGGCUCACAGGCAAGCUCAGUGGCAAACCUGACCCUAGCCUGCUCCUCAGCCACCCUGUCACAGCCCCAACCUCUUCCACAGCAACAAGGCAACAAGAUGCACAAAUACACGCUUUGUAAAUGGGGCAGAGGAAGAGUCAUACCGGCUUCAUCAGAAGACAGGAGGAGAAAUCAGGCUAAAACCUGGCACUGCAGUUAUGCAUAAUUUGAUUUCCAAAUGUCAUUAUACGUUUUUUUCUCAUACAGGUUUUAUGUCCUUCAGCAAAGAGGUCUGAUUCAGAACACCUCUUGCCUUCCUGUACUGGCCCUCCUCCCACCACCAAACAAAAUUAACUUCAUUUCCUCGCUCUGAAAGCACCAAAAGCUGCUCCCCACAUCACCUCAGAAACCAGAGGUCUGAUUAUCAUUCAGUCCCCGCACCACAAAAAAUGGCACCAUCACCAGGGAGUAACAGUAGAAGACCCAAAAGCCUUACAAAUAUUUUUGUGUUUUUCUUCCCCUGCAGACUUUUCCUUCAGGCAUCUAGAACUUCGUAAGUAGUUCCCAGAAUCUGAAAGUGAUGCUCCCACCACUCUGCUAAUGGGACCUGUACCAUGUAGCUAUUGAGUGGCUUCCUCCUGGUCAGUGCACGCACUCCCGCCUGCGUUUUAACUCCCUCUUGAAUACUAAUGCCAUGACUCAGGGGGAUGUUGGGUCACUAGUGAUGCAAGGCCUGUCCCCACAGCCCAGUUCAUCGUUAACACAGCAGCAAACACACUCAUCAGCCUCAUAAGGAGUGUGGCCAAGUAUGUGUCCAUCAGGAUGUCCCUCUGAGAUGAGCCAUUGAGCUCCCACAGUACCAGAGAAACAAAAAGGAAACAGGACAUGGCGUUUCAACAGCCCCAUGCAGUGCAAAGAAAGAUCUAGUUGCUCCGCAGAGAGCAAGAGGAGAUUUAUUUGUAGCCUUAUUUCUAAGAAGACAACACCCUAUUUCCAGUUUCCAUCACCAUUACUAUCUCCACAUCGCGCAGUGCCCCAUCAAAGUCCUUUCUAAACCAAACUACUCUGUGAUUUUUCUGCUUUCUGUUCUUGGCCCUGGCCAAACACUAGACUUGAAGCUUUAUUUCACCACUGCACAGGGCCACACAGAUUGCACUCCAUUGCAAGGGAGAGAAAAAUAGACCCUUGCGAACAAGCGUUUCCUACAUAUAAAAGAAAAUAUUCAGUUUUAAAACUUUCCCUCUCCCCUCCCUGAUGCUGGAUUAUUUAAUAGAAGAGACUGCACGAGAGGCAGCGUUAGAGUAACAGAGAGCGAUUCAGAUCUGGAGCACUGAAGCUGAGGCCAGGCAAGGUAGGGCUGCUGGCUGGACCAAAGCAGAACUGGCAGAGGCAUUAAUCAAAUCAGUCAGCUUCAUCACUGCCAAUUUAGGGGUAUCUCAGAAUGCAUUUCAGACCAGGACUAACAAAGUUGUUAUAGUUCCCAGAGUCACAUAAAUCCAGGCUCAUUUUUCACCACAUUUUGUACCAUUUGCUAUAGCGAACUGAGACUUCUAGUGAGCUUUUCUGCCUGUUCUACUCUUGGCUUCUGCCCUCUGAAGUAAAAUCUCAAGACUGUGUUUAGUAACAGUAUAAGAAAAAAAAUGUGGCCUUAGGGUUGGGGGAGGUGGCAUAUUUUUGAUUGUUUUGUCGUUUUGAGUGUGGGUUUGUGUUUUUUCUUUUUACACACAGGAAUCGCUUAGCAACUUAGCACAAUACAAUAGAUACAGGGAGACAUGAACUAGAUGACAAGGGCUGGCCAAGCUGUGGAAAGUAUCAGUAUGGAUAUUCCUUUAAACACCCUUUGUCUCCCCUUCCCUUGCUUGCUUUGAAGUUUGCUGCAGUUGCCAGGGCUAGCAAAGCCGCCAGGGACAUCUGCACCCUUCCCUUCACCCAGGGAGGGUGGGGAGAGGGUGGAAAUCCAAAAUCAUCCUGGAAACUGGCAGGUGAGACACCAACAGCUCCUCAUCUUCCAUGAGAGUCAUGGGAUGCUCACAGCUCCUGCCUCCCAUCCUUUGGAGGCAACGGCUGAUGGAAGCAUUGAGAUGCCAGGCAGGUUUACACCGGGGACAAUAAGAAAAUUAUAGCUGCCCAAGUGCCGCUGCUGGGCAUGUGCUGAUAACACAGAAAAGCCUUAAAAAAAAAAAAACAAAACCCCAAAAAAGACCAAACCAACCAAAAAUAACAAACACACCCCCACACUCCACUCCCUGCUACACUCCUCCACCUCCUUGGAUAAGGUUUCCCAGCAUUAGAAGGGAAUUACUGAGCCGAAUGUGCCAAGGUUCACAGAGCCAGAGCUGAGCUCCAGAUAGGAAGCGCUUUCCAAGCUCUGUGUUUCAGAGACUGCAAUUGCUCCCGUCUCCAUGGAUGUUACACCCAGUGCAGGGAAAGCAUGGGGUCUGGGUACAACCAACCUAGGCUGGGGAGAGAUGCACAAUGUGGCACAGGACACAGCCUACAGAACACACACGACAGACCUGUGGCCAUUUCGUCCUUCAGAGCAAGAAUUAGUCACUUAUCUAAGGCAUGUCUGGGAUCUGCAACAGGAAAAUGCAAAUCUUCUCCGAAAAGGUACACUGUGGAGGAUGCCCCAGGAACUCCUAAACUGGCACCUACUCUCUCAUUUAUGAAUUAAGACAGCCUAUCAGUUUAAGCACCUUUUUCCUUCCCUCAUCUUCAGCUCCUGCCAGUCUCAGCUCUGCCAGGUGGAAUGAGCCCAGCAAAGCUUCCCUAAUCCCCUCUGGGGAGGCAGCCACGCUUCACCCUUCCUGCACCUGCUCACAUUCCAGAUUCUCACUCUAAAUGAAGUCAGCUCUUAUUCCUAAAAACAUCUAAAGCCCAGCUGCAGUCAAAUCCUCAGUAUAAUAUUCAAAAUCUCAAAAUAAGAGAUCCCCUCUUCAAGGGCUCACCCCAGAAGAGGCAGAGCAGAGACUACACCUCCAGGUCCUUUACCCCAAGAGGAUUUCAGUGAGACAGUUCAGGGUUCAGAGACUGCCAUUUCCCACCUCGAUUCUGCAGUCAGAAGAGGCGAGGGCUGGCUUUGCAGUAAUCCUCCUCUCCUGCCUGUGCAUCUCAAUGAACUAUGAAAUUGGAAGGCAGGGAGUCCAAGCAUCCUCACCUGUGCCAGGCUCCUGACCAGCCCUGCAUCCACCUCCCAGGAGUAGCUGUGCCAUGAGAAACCCAGGGUGGGAGAGGGGAAGAGAAAGAAUUAGAUCAAGGCAAAACCCGCCCUCCCCUUCCCCAUUAGAGUCAUCAACUCAAAUCGCAACAGCUGGCACCAGAGGGGACAUAUCUGUAAGAGACAUACAAGGAAAGACUGGUGCCCCUGCGACCCAACACAGCCUUUCUGGACAGGACAUGUAUGUACCAUAUGAGGUUCUGCUGUCAGGGCUGAUGCAAGUUAGUAUGUAUUCUGAUUUGGAAAAAUCUGACUUGUGCUUCAGACCCUUUACCAAAUUCACCAGAAUCCCCCCAGUUCGAGUUCACUGCUCCAACCCCUCACUCCCUCAAUGGACGAGAGCAGUGACAACCCAUAAGGCUCCAAGGAAGAAGAGAAGAAAAAUAUUUAAUAGCAUUUUUAUUCGGCUCUGUUCACAUGAAGACACAAUUAAGGCUAUUAAAUAAACCCAUUUACCCAUUUACCAUGCUGAGGAAACCACUGGAUUCGCCAAUACAACUCACACUGGGAUGCCUGAGGCAGAAGCUGGUGCUGAGUGAAAUUAAAGCAUCACUACAAAGCACAGCCAACUUUCCUGGAAAGAGCCAAGGAAAAGAAGAGAUACCUGUGUACAGGCUGCUGCAAGACAAACUGAAGACAACUUGCACCACAUGCUGACGGCCAAGCGCCCAGAUGUUCCCGUCGUGGACAGUGUAUUACUU
Messenger RNA from Columba livia (rock pigeon), 15445 nucleotides. It is a transcript of the gene QRICH2, whose product is annotated as glutamine rich 2. The transcript is spliced from 16 exons. Bases 1898 to 5290 code for a protein of 1130 amino acids. NCBI's taxonomy places the organism in Eukaryota, Metazoa, Chordata, Aves, Columbiformes, Columbidae. The record is from RefSeq and is a predicted model, not a curated record.